AUGGAACCAAGACGACGUGUUGCCACCCGGUUGGGCCGCAGUGACUCUGCGCCUAGUCACCGACUGUUGGAGGAUGGCAACCGCGAGUCCUACAAUACGGAUCGCAUAAAUUCUGUUGAAGAGUCAUUAGCAGAACUCGAUGGUCGCCUGGGUCAAGUCAACGAACGGCUUGAUCGCGUGCUCGAUGGCAUUCAACUGCUGUCUGGUGUUGUCGAGAGGAAUCAAGAAACGGCGAAUCAGAACACUGAGAUUGUAAGCCAGAUGCAGGCUUUUGCGGAACAGACAGCUACAACUAUUAAUCAUACGGCUCUUGCUCUCCAUGAACUCCAGCAGAACGCUGCAAGUGUGCAGCAAGUGAAUGAGAUGGCAAAUCGAGUUGCCGCUGCUGUUACCGAGAUGCAAAGCCAACAAACUGCUGCUCUUAGAGCUCAUGAGCCCAUGCAAACAGCGCCGGCUACGCCAACCCAAAGACCGACGGCUCACCAAGCAGGAGACGCCAAUAUGUCAUUAGGAGGUCGCAACCGAACACUUCGAAAGAUGGACACCAAACCUCCGACGUUUGACGGCGACAUUGAUGGUGUCAAGCUUAACAGCUUUAUUUUCCAGUUCGAAUCUUAUUUUGCCUUCAAAGGCUACGACCUAGAGCUGGACGGAGUCAUCGUUGGUCUAGACUUGGGCCAAUGUGUGAGAAAGAGCGCCAUCACUUGGUACGAGACGUAUAUGCAGCGUCCAGACACGAUAAAGACGUGGAGUGCCAUGAAGUAUUCUCUUUAA
Molecule: messenger RNA, 774 nt
Organism: Phytophthora nicotianae INRA-310
Lineage: Eukaryota; Oomycota; Peronosporomycetes; Peronosporales; Peronosporaceae
Exons: 1
Coding region: 1-774 (257 amino acids)
Source: RefSeq, a predicted model, not a curated record